Bursaphelenchus xylophilus (pine wood nematode) is the source of this 2453-nucleotide messenger RNA. The record is from the annotation of a GenBank genome assembly. NCBI's taxonomy places the organism in Eukaryota, Metazoa, Nematoda, Chromadorea, Rhabditida, Aphelenchoididae.
AUGUCAAAGGUUCGAGAUGUUGGAAGUAAUGGCAACAAAGGAUCUACUGAAGGGAUUGAGGAGGGCUCGAUUCGCUUAUGGACCCCGAUUUUCCCUGUUUUGUGUUGUGUUUGUGGACUGAUUGCAAUGUUUGCUGGGUAAGCUUUUGGAUCAAUAAAUUUUUGGUGGGUUUUUCUCAAAAAAGGCGCUGAAACUUGAAAAAAAAAUUUUGAAAUGGAAAAAAUAUUAUUUUCACUUAUACAGAAAAUAACAAAAUUUUUUCGGGACAAAAUGAAAAUAAUUUUUUUUAUGUUUUUUAGAUACUUGACUGCAGUUCUGAACCAUCAUAUUGACGCAUGGUUGCCAUUGAUCAGUGAAGGAGGAGUAUUUUUCCCGGAGAGUGGGAUCUUCGCAUCGUUCUUCAAUCUGACUGCCUUUUUCUGUGAGUUUCCAGCGGAUUUUUUAACCUUUUUCCGAACUGCGCUCUAACCUGAGAUUAUUUACAUUUCUUUUUAACUUUUUUAUUUUUGUUUUUUUAUAAUUUUUUAAAUUAAAUUUUAUUUUCCAAACUGCGCCCUGAACUGAUGUUUUUAUUUUUUAUUAUAUUUUUUAAUUAAAACUUUUUUUAUGAUUUUUUUGGUAAUUUUUUUCCCGAACUGCGCCCUAAAUUGCGGUUUUUUUUAUUUUUUUUUAUUAUUUUGUAAUUUUUUGGUCAAAAUUUUUUUCCGAACUGCGCCCUAAACUAAAUUUUUUAUUUAUAAUUUUUUCGAUAUUUUUUUUUCUUUUAUUUUUAUAUAUUUUUAAACGGUUUUUUGAUUAAAUUUUUUCCCGAACUGCGCCCUAAAUUGCGGGUUUUCUUAUUUUGCUUCUUUUUUAUUAUUUUUUAACAAUUUUUUGGUCAAAAUUUUUUCCCGAACUGCGCCCUAAACUAAAAUUUUUUUUUUUAAUUUUUUGACCUAAAUUUUUUUAUUUAUUAUUUUUUCGAUAAUUUUUUUUUCUUUCAUUUUUGUAUUUUUUUAAAUGGUUUUUUGAUCAGAUUUUUCCCGAACUGCGCCCUAAACUAAAUUUUUUUGAAUUUUUUGACCUAAAUUUUUUUAUUUGUUAUUUUUUCGAUAAUUGUUUUUUCUUUUUCAGGGUGGAUAACCUCCUUCCUGAUCUGCCUCCAACUCCACCAACACAUCCGUGUCCACCGCGGCGCCCACUCCAAACUACGCUUUGUCGUCUACUUUAUGCUGGCGACUGGCUUGAUCUCCGGCGUGGGGCUUGUUUUGCUAGCAAAUUUUCGACUGAAUUCUCCCGGCUCGGUGCAUGGGAAAGGAGCGUUGGCGCUGUUCUUUGGCGGAAUGGCCUUUUCUUGGUGCUAUAUUGUCAUGAUGGCUGUAUUGAAGCAACAACCGAAGUGGGUGUGGAUUGGCAAAGUGGUUUUGAUAUCCAUAGUGUCGGCUUGUGUGAUUUUGCGUAAGUUUUGAGGAUUUUUUUCUGGGUAAAUUUUUUUGGCGAUUUUUGAAAAAUUUGAGGUUUUUCGAGAAUUUUUGCAAUUUUUUGGCGAAAUUUUUUUAUUUUCAAGAUAAAAAUUUUGGGCAAAAUUUGAGAUUUUUUGAAUUUUGAUUUUAAAAAAAUUUUUUAUGAAAAAAGUACAGACGAAACCGAAAGGCCUAUUCCAUAUUUGUUUUGCGGAUUUUUUGGGGAGAAAUUCGAUUUUUUUGGCAAUUUUUUAACGAAUCUUGAGGUUUUUUGCGGUAUUUUUUGGAUUUUUUAACACUUUUUUAACUUUAAGAUUCAAAAAAUUUUUUGGGCAAAAAAAAGUUUAUUUCGUGCUUAAAAUUUUUCGAAUUUCGAUUUUUUUUUAAUUUUUGAAUUUUGAAAAUAAAAAAAAAAUAAAAUUUUGAUCUCUAAAAAAAUAAAAAUUUUUUUCAGACGAAACCGGAAAGCGUGUGCCAUUUUUGGUCACACCUUUUCCAAAUGGCACCUAUCCCGCCUGGCCCCAACACAUCAAUGGAGUCUUCAGAGUUGAUUCGGACAAUCCGGUAAGAGUGGUCACAGAGAAAAACACUUUUUGGCCGUAUCUUUGUCAGUCUUGUGCGGAGAAAAUUUACUUUUUGUGGAAACAUUAACUUCGACAAAAAUUGGUUUUUUCGAAAAAAAAUUCAUUUUUAAAAUUUUUAAAUUAUCCUCUAAAACCCCUAAAAAUCCAAAAAUCAAAAAUUUCCACUUUUUCAAAAAGUCAUUUUUACUAUGUAUUUUUACAGUUCUUCACUCAUCGUGUUGUCACCAACGCCGCUGAAUGGGCUUUGGCGAUCGGGUAUUUCCUUAUCGUCGCCUCUUCCGCCUAUGAUCUCACAUUUCUCAGGUUGCAGUUCGAAGUGAAGCAAAGGGUCUCGAUGAUCGAGAAUUUGGAUCCAGGGACGAUGGUUGGAGUCCCAACCAUUUCCAGAUACAAUAGGAAGAUUGAAAUCAGUGACGUUGCAGACUAA